AUGAACUACGACCAGGGCAGAUAUUACUUGGAAGCAUGCAAAUACAAGCAGCAGAGUCACCAUAAUUUUGUGCAAGAUUCCAUCAGCUUUCAAAAUAUGGAAAGUGAAAACAGCUAUGAUGCUUUGGAUCCUGAGAAACUGAUGCAGUGUCCAUAUGACAAAAGUCAUCAGAUCAGGGCAUGUAGGUUCCCAUACCACCUUGUUAAGUGCCAAAAGAAUCAUCUUGACAUUGUGCAACAGCUGGUCACAUGCCCAUUUAAUGCCCGUCACCAGAUCCCCAAAGAAGAGAUCAGCCAGCAUAUAUCAAGCUGUGAUGACAAAAGAUGCAUUGAGCAAGAUAUUGCAAGUCAGGUUGACAACCACAGAAAGCAAGUUAGUGUUCUGAGUUCAUGGCAGUCUCCUCCAUGUGAAGAAGACUGGGACAAAGAUCUGGUGGAACAAUCCAACUCUAUCUUCAUUUGGGGUACAAGCCACUGUGGAGUAAACAGCUCUGGAUCAAACACAGCAAUGAGCUAUAAGAGCCAUCUAGCUUCAGGUCUGCGAGCUCCCAAGUCCAUGCCAAAUGUACUACCAUGGAAGAACAGUAAGUAA
Varanus komodoensis (Komodo dragon) is the source of this 591-nucleotide messenger RNA. RefSeq names its product gametocyte specific factor 1 (gene GTSF1). Bases 1 to 591 code for a protein of 196 amino acids. NCBI's taxonomy places the organism in Eukaryota, Metazoa, Chordata, Lepidosauria, Squamata, Varanidae. The transcript has 7 exons. The record is from RefSeq and is a predicted model, not a curated record.